Messenger RNA from Linnemannia hyalina, 2385 nucleotides. The record is from the annotation of a GenBank genome assembly. Lineage: Eukaryota; Fungi; Mortierellomycota; Mortierellomycetes; Mortierellales; Mortierellaceae.
AUGUCAGCAACCAUCGAACAAGAGGAUAAAGUCAACGAACUACUUCAAACCCUGGAAGCCGGGCAGGAUGUUCAGCCAUCUCACAUCACCGACCUCACCGCCGCAUUCGUCGCCACCGUCGCCAAAGCACCCGACAGCUCGACGGUCAGGCAGCAGCAAAAGGCAUACCUUGGCCACUGCCAUACCAUCCUCACGAAUAAAUUGCCCACCGAGGACCCCACAGACGACGAUACAAGCGCGCUUAUUCAAUUGCAAGGAACUGUCCUCAAAUCUCUCCUCCGCCUUGUCAUGAAUGACGUCCCUUUUGUAGACGCCUUCAUUGACAGCGACGUGCUUGCUGACGUCCUCCGACUGCCCAGCACCGUCGCCUCCCUUAUCUCAACAGUGGAACCAAACACCAAGUCAACACCAGCACCUACAGGCCCUAAACCAACGCGUCCUCAGGACCUUAAACCUAUGGUUGCCAUCCUUCUUUCCAAAUCGUUCGAAACCGCGUCUAAUAAGGAUCACGUCAGGGACAAGAGCACCGAGAUUAUUUUGACCGACAUUGGAUCUGACAAGGUCAAGACACGCGCUACAGGCUUCCAGUCUCUUCAUUUGGUCUUCCAGGCAGAUAUGGCGAUCGGCUGUGGGAUCCUGGCUAAGGAUGGCCUCUUGGUCGAACUCAUGGACUGCAUUGAGCUGGAAACAGAGGACAUCCAGAUCACGUUGACAGAAACUCUUUCCAUGGCCUGUGCAGACGCAAAGACGAGGACUGCGAUUGGACUACACUGCUCCGAGUUCUUAAAGUCAAUCGUUAUGCGUGGCGCUACCAAGAACCAGCACUUGAAGGGAGCGGCGGCUGUUGCGUUGACCAAGAUCUCGUUGUCAGAGUCAAGGAAGGACCCAUCUGUCGGCAUGAACGGACUCGACGGCGCCUCAAACCAAGCUCCAUCUAACGGAUCCAACAACUCGGCCGAGGAGGAAGCACAACUGGCGAGGCUGUUCUCGACACUUUUGAAGGACGACAAGAACGACAAGAUCAACGGGAUCCAACUCAACGCCGUCGAGGGUCUUGCCUACGCCAGUAUUCAGGGGCCAGUCAAGCAGCUGAUCAUCUCUGACAAGGCUCUCCUCCUCUCUUUAUUCCAGCUCGGCGAGGACACCAAGAAUAACCCCCUCAAGUACGGUCUAAUCAUCAUCUUUAACAACCUCACCGCCUUCCGCAAGCGCCUCAGUCCCGAACAGGAGCAGAUGUUGAAGCUGAAGAAGAUGGCAGGAACCCUCCCGAAGAGCGAAUCAGGGCGCCUACAGAACCAGGACGACGACCCAUUGGACGACGAGGUAGUGGUGAACCAGAGAAACAUCACUCUGACCAAGCUGGGCAUCAUGCCUGCCCUUCACGCCAUCGGACACCAGGCCUCGGAGAACAUUCGACAGAGUUUGGCGCAGGUCUUGAGGAACCUCAUCACACCUCCAGAGACACGAGGAUUACUGGUCCAGCAGGGCGUCGUCCGGCUUUUGAUGCCCAUGGCCUUACAACAACAGCAACAACAGCAGCCACCAUCCUCGGAAGCCACCAAAACCGCCGCGAUCCAAGCCUUGGCCAAGCUGUCCAUCACCCUCGACCCUCGCCUCACCUUCAAGAACCAGCGGAUACCCGAGUUGGUCAAGCCUCUGAUCUGGUUGCUGGAGAGUACCGACCAACUGUGCCAGUUUGAGAGUCUCAUGGCCUUGACCAAUCUUGGAUCGAUGGGCGACAUCCAGGUACUCAGUCUCAUUGUUCAGGACGGAGGAAUCGAGAAGAUGGAAAACCUUCAGUUCUCGGAGCACAACCUGGUCCGUCGCGCUGCUACAGAGGCGCUUUGCAACAUGAUCUUUUUCGAGCCCGUCUUUGAGCUGUACAGCGACCCCAAGCAAGGAAAGAACAAGAUCCAUCUGAUGCUGGCGCUGUGUGAUGCGGACGACUUUAUGACAAGGAGGGCGGCUUCAGGAGCACUGGCGGUGUUGUCGACGAGCCCGGAGGUGUGCACGAUGAUCAUUGGGCAGACGCGUGGAUUAGAGAUCUUGAGGAGCCUUAUCACACUGGGUGUCUCUGAAUCCCCAGACGACGCGGAUGAGGUGGAGGCCAAGGCGAUUGAGGAUGUGAUGUCGGACCAGGAGGCGGCUGUGGUUGACCAUGCGGUUGCAGUGGGCCGGAUGGACGAGUUGCGACACCGAGGAGCCGAGUGUUUCAAGAACCUGAUCACGAUUGGUGGCAAGGAAAUCAGCGAGAAGAUUGCUUCGGAGGGUGGUAUUCAGCAGCUGGCGCAGUUGAUCCAGGCGAGCCAGCACGAAGCUGUGCGGUACUGUGCUAUGGAGGCUUUGAAGGCCAUGUCCGACCAGGGGAUCCGUCUCCAAAAGUAG